Drosophila miranda is the source of this 3286-nucleotide messenger RNA. RefSeq names its product probable RNA-binding protein 19. Bases 106 to 2892 code for a protein of 928 amino acids. The record is from RefSeq and is a predicted model, not a curated record. NCBI's taxonomy places the organism in Eukaryota, Metazoa, Arthropoda, Insecta, Diptera, Drosophilidae. Gene Ontology annotation, cellular component: nucleus; cytoplasm. Gene Ontology annotation, molecular function: mRNA binding. The transcript is spliced from 4 exons.
AGUAAAAACAUCGAUGACCACACUCAAUACACGUGCCAAGUGCGAUUCGUAAACAAAAUCUAUUUUUAUUAAUUAUUUUCGCAAUUCACAAAAGAACGCCACAAAAUGUCACGAAUAAUAGUCAAACAAUUGCCCAAGCAUAUAACUGAAGACAAACUGCGCAACAUCUUUGGUGCAAAGGGAAACAUCACCGACCUGCAGCUGAAGUACACGCCAGACGGCAAGUUUCGGCAGUUCUGUUUUGUUGGCUACAGCACAGAAGAGGAGGCACAGGAUGCCAUUCAGCACUUUAAUAACACCUGCAUCCAAACGAGUCGCGUUCGCGUUGAGUCCUGCGCCGCCCUGGGCAGCGAAGCCAAGCCGAAGUCUUGGAGCAAAUAUUCCAAGGAUUGCAAAAACAAUCUGGAUAAAAUAAAGGUUGCCGAAGAAGAGGAAGAGAAGAAAGAAAGCGCCGAGUCAAAGAAGAAGGCCAAACCGAAGAAGGAUACGAAAGUGGUCGAGAUUCUGGGAAAGCACAAAGAUGAUCCAGAGUUUCAAGAGUUCUUGCAGGCUCACGAAAAAACACGCACUCUAUGGGGCAACGAUUUAGGCAAGACCGAACAGAACGCGGAGAAGAAGGAUAAUGCCGAGCGUACAGCUGGACGCAAUGACAGCGGCGUCGAUGCUGAUGACGUCGAGUACGAACAAGAGGCCUAUGAGGAAGAAUCGCAAUUAGACGACGAGGGUGAAAAGUUGGCCGAGAAACCCAUUACUGACCUGGAAUACAUGAAAUUUCUGAUGAUGGGAAAGGCUGCAGCACCCACUGCCUCUGCACUGACCAAGAAGACAAAGGCGGAAAAAAGUAGCCUGGAUCUGUUCACCAUCAAAAUCCACAAUGUUCCAUACAAAACGAAGCGUCAGGAGGUGCUCAAGUUCUUCAAACCUCUCAAGCCAUAUUCGGUUCGCCUACCCGGCAAGGUCCACGGAUUCUGCUACGUGGGCUUUAAGACCGAAAAGGACAUGGCCAAGGCGAUGGUAAAGAACAAGAGCUUCAUCAAUGGCAAGCAGAUCUUCUUCUCUGACUUUACCGAGAGGAACAAGGUGACAAAGGCUAGCAAGAGUGGAUUGCCACCGCCCAACGCCCCGGCAGAGAGCCGAGCGAAUGCCAAGUGGAAGCAACAGCAGGACGGCCUACGCAAAGAAGAGGACAUCUCUGAAUCGGGUAGUAUAUUUUUUCGGAAUCUGGCUUACACCACCACCGAGGAAGAAAUGCAGAAGCUCUUCGAACAGUACGGCCCUGUCGUUAAGGUCAAUCUCCCGGUGGAUAAGCUUACACGAAAAAUCAAAGGCUUUGGUACGGUCACCUACAUGAUGCCGGAGCACGCACUUAAGGCAUUCAAUGCCCUCGACGGCACCGACUUUCAUGGGCGCUUGCUACAUUUGCUUCCCGGCAAGGAGCUCGACAAAAAUGACCAGAGUGAGGCAGACAAGGACGAUUCCGGGCUCUCUUUCAAGGAAAAGAAGGCUCUCAAGCUGAAAAAGAACGCUCAGAAACCAAUUGGCUGGAACACGCUUUUCCUCGGUGCCAAUGCAGUGGCUGAUCUGCUAGCCAAGCAGUUCAAGACAUCUAAGGAGCGCAUCUUGGACACUAGCGAAGGCGGAAGCAGUGCCGCCGUCCGUCUAGCCCUCGGCGAGACUCAGAUCGUGAUCGAAAUGAAGAGAUUUCUCGAAGAGGAGGGCGUGCGUCUAAGUGCCUUUGACGAACCCUCCCAGAAACGCUCCAGAACUGUAAUACUAGCCAAGAACCUGCCAGCAACGACCGUAGUAUCGGAACUGAGUCCCAUUUUCAGUCGCUUCGGACCCAUUGGACGGAUUGUGCUACCUCCCAGUGGGGUCACGGCUCUCAUCGAGUUCUGUGAGCCUUCGGAGGCACGUCAGGCAUUCAAGAAACUGGCCUACAGUAAGUUCAAAAACGCUCCUCUCUAUCUGGAGUGGGCACCAGAGCAGACCUUUGUCACAACGCUCAGCAACGAGCCGAUCAUACCGAAGACAAAGCAGGAAGAGCCCAGAAGGAAGGAGCCGGAGAAAACGACGACAGCAAUAAAAGAGGAGACAAAGGAUGAGCCUCUAGCCGAGGAUGCCGAGGAUGAGCCCGAGCCGGACACAACCCUCUUCCUGCGCAACCUGAACUUCAAAACCGUGAAGGAGACCGUGCUAGAGCAUUUCCGCCACCUGGGAUCCAUUCACACAGUGGAGAUAGCCAAGCGCAAGGAUCCCCAAAACCCUCAUCAAUUCAGCUCACUGGGCUAUGGCUUCAUACAGUUCAAGAAUGCCUCAGUGGCAGAUCGCGCGCUCAAAAAUCUGCAGCUCACCCACAUCGACGGCAAUCCCGUGGAACUCAAGCGUAGCGAUCGCGUCCUCAAAAACCAGAACGAGGACGUAUCCCGACGUGGCCAGGCGGCGCAGAAGAAGCAAACGGGCACCAAAAUCCUGGUUCGCAAUAUACCCUUCCAGGCUCAAUACCGAGAAGUGCGGGAGGUGUUCAAGGCCUUUGGCGAUUUGCGUUCCCUGCGCAUACCUAAGAAGGUUACAGCUGGUGAGGACGCACAUCGGGGCUUCGGCUUUGUUGAUUUCAUCACCAAGGCGGAUGCCAAGCGAGCCUUUGAUGCGCUCAGCGCCAGCACCCAUUUGUACGGGCGCCGCCUUGUCCUCGAGUGGGCCUCACACGACGACCAAAACGAUUUGGGAGAGCUGCGCAAGCGGACGGCAGCCAGGUUUGAUGACACCCGAGCGGGAACGGCAGCCAAGCAGAGUAGGCGUGCCUUUUUCGAUGUCGAGGGCAGCAUCCAGCAGGCCCCAGAAGAGGACGACGAGAUGGAGAACUCUAGUCGUGGUGAAGCCCGGGAUCGUUAGACGCUUUUCAAAAGUAAAAACUUGUACUGAGUCCUCCAUCGUUAUAGUCCUCCCUGUAUAAAGCGUAAACUACAAUUCUUAAAAUCAAAUCCUUUUUUAUGUUUUCUAGAGAAGGAUAUCGAAAUAUCCUGUUUUCAAAAUAAGAACGGACUAUGGGUUUAUUAAGAAAUAUAGAAAAAUAUAAAUAAAACCAUCAAAUAUGGUCGCAGGUGCCCUGUUAUAUUAAUGCGCGCCAGCUGCAGCUAUAGCCGAAAGCUCAGAUCAGAUCCAAGAGAUGACGUAGACAAGCAGAACGCAAGUUUUAACGGGAUAGAAUGAUUAUUACGCACUAUUGAUGAAUUAGAUUACCUGUAUUUGAAACUAUGCAAUUAUAUGACUCUUUGCUUCAAACACA